UGUGUGGACUGGAGGCAACCGCAAGAAAUACACGUGUGGGUGGACGCUGGAACUGUACAGUCUGCGCAUACUGACAACUGUCGCAACAUUAUUCUAACUAUUUAAAACAAACAGAGCCGCAACUUGUGAGAUUCAUCCAUCAUCAUUCAUUAGAUCGCUUCACUUUUUUUUCUCAGGAAAUCCGCACCUUACCAAUGAUGCGUAAAGUUCCGUGUGUAAAACAUCCUCAGCGCCUCUCUGUCAUAGCAAAUCAAGAGUUUCUAUUAUAAAACGUCAUUGCUGAAUAGCUGGAGGUCACAAUGGAGAUUUGAUGGAGGUGGUUUGGUGACGGCGACUCUACGGACUUUAAUUUGGAUUAGAACCGAAACUCCUUUAAAUCUUCCGAACUAUUCAUUGCAUCAGUUGAGUGGAGACCCGAUCCCGUACCUGCACUGGGGCAACCAGGCUUUUUAUUUAUUUAUUUAUUUAUUUUUCCCUUUUUCUUUAUUUCUUUUUUUAUUGAUUUCUUAAUUGUCAUGGCAAUCAAUUUCCAUGUGUAACGAAGAGGGAUAAAAUUGAGUUGAAAUACCCUUCAGGAGCAACUUUAUUUCCGGGGGCUUCCAGCACCGAAUCAGUGGAGUAUUCAUGAAGCAAUAUUUGAACUAUUACAAGAUGAGGCUCAGAACAUCGAGGUUAGGUUGUCUGUUACUUCAAUUCACGGCGCUUUGCUUUUACGCACAGAACUCUGUGCAGUCUCCUCCUAAUUUCAAGCACCAUGUCACCGAGCAGAGCCUGCUGUCGGACCGGAUGAGCCGCAGACUGACCCGAACCUACCAGCUGUACAGCCGAACCAGCGGGAAACAUGUCCAGGUCCUGUCCAACAAGCGGGUCAACGCCAAUGGAGACGACGGUGCAGUGCACGCUAAACUGGAAGUGGAGACGGACUCUUUUGGAAGUCGUGUUCGUAUUAAAGGGGCGAAGACAGGAUAUUACAUAUGUAUGAACAAGAGGGGGAAGCUGAUUGGCAAGCGGAAAGGACGAGGCAAAGAUUGCAUCUUCACUGAGAUUGUUCUGGAAAACAACUAUACAGCACUCCAGAACGCCAAGUACGAGGGCUGGUACAUGGCUUUCACACGCAAAGGUCGCCCCAGGAAGGCCUCCAAGACCAAGCAGCACCAGAGGGAGGCCCACUUCAUGAAGCGUCUACCUAGGGGGCACUUGCUAAGUGAGAGGAGACCGUUUGAUGUACUUCCUCUCCCUGUCCCCAUGCAGCCUUUCAGCAAGCGGACUAAACAUUCCCAUCACCAGCGCUCGGGGGGACGCUAAGGACUGAAACCGCUGAGGGAGAACCGCAGAUGGACAGCACAGAGGAACCACUUCAGGAGAAAGCAUUUACUUGGAGGGAAAUUUACUUGUACACCCAAGUGCCCAUACAAUUUUUGCCUCAUUUGUGGACUUAUUAUGUAAUUAUUGGUACUGGAUUGUAUGUAAACUAUCUAAUCUGUUAGUUAUUUCCAGUUCAGACAGCCUGUAGGAAAGACUUUCUUGUUAUUAAAUCAGGACAUUUUAAAUACUGGAGAGCUCAACAAUAAUGUCAUGAUUGAAAACCUGUGGUUAGAAGUUAGCCAGCUUAGCAACAAAGAAUGUUAAGAAGAGAAAUGAGUACAAUGAAGCUAGACGUGGCAGCUAUCUGUGGUUACAGCAUGCCUCUCAGUUGACAUGCUAUCUUGCCUUUUGGAGGCCAUUUUGGAGAAUAUAUGUAACCUGUUUUGGUUUUUUUUUCUACAUAUAUGAAUAUAUUUUUACUGUAAAAAUGUAAAUGACAUCAAAUGAU
Melanotaenia boesemani (Boeseman's rainbowfish) is the source of this 1813-nucleotide messenger RNA. RefSeq names its product fibroblast growth factor 8 b (gene fgf8b). NCBI's taxonomy places the organism in Eukaryota, Metazoa, Chordata, Actinopteri, Atheriniformes, Melanotaeniidae. The transcript has 5 exons. Gene Ontology annotation, biological process: positive regulation of gene expression; dorsal/ventral pattern formation; embryonic heart tube development. The coding region runs from base 625 to 1305 and encodes 226 amino acids. Gene Ontology annotation, cellular component: cytoplasm. Gene Ontology annotation, molecular function: growth factor activity; type 2 fibroblast growth factor receptor binding; type 1 fibroblast growth factor receptor binding. The record is from RefSeq and is a predicted model, not a curated record.